Mollisia scopiformis is the source of this 755-nucleotide messenger RNA. RefSeq lists its product as uncharacterized. The record is from RefSeq and is a predicted model, not a curated record. The coding region runs from base 68 to 493 and encodes 141 amino acids. The transcript has 3 exons. NCBI's taxonomy places the organism in Eukaryota, Fungi, Ascomycota, Leotiomycetes, Helotiales, Mollisiaceae.
CUAUCCCUCUGAAUUUCUUUCUUCUCUCUCUCUCCUUUCACUCACCAACUCUUCUUGAACGUCCAAGAUGCCCAAACGCAAGUCCGAACCCACAGCCGUCGAGGCCCCCCCUCCCUCAAAGAAGGCUCGCAAGUCCGAACCGCUCCCAAUCGAAAAGCUCAUGCUUCUCACCCCCGACUCAAUGCAGAAUUUCCCCCAAGAACAACUCAUCUCCUUCAUCACCAGUCUGCAGCACGCGUAUCGCGAGCUCGAAUCCGCACAAUUGACCACUUCAGCUAAGAUCCCCAAGGUACCAGCCGCCGUCGACGAUCCUGCCAAGAUUGCAAAAAAAGCGGGCAAGAUUGCAGACAUGAUGGCCGAUGGAAUCAAGAAACAGAUGAAGUGGCAGCCCUCGUGCAAAACAUCCGGAAAGAGAUGGAUAUACGAAUGCAUGGUUCCGAGCGAAGCCGUCUUCUUGUCUCUCUUCAGAUUGGAGGAAGAGAAGAAGGCGUAGAAGCAGAAGAAGAUUCCUGUCGUGGAUUUCGAACGCAUCACUGGCGGCUUGGAGACUUCGAUUCGUUACGGAUAUUUGAGGGUUGUUAGUGAGCAUGUCACGUUGAAGUGGGAUAAGGAUGCUCUGAGCUUUAGUGUUUCGGGUCUUUAUGGUCUCUGAAUGUGUUGCGGACUGUUUGUUGCAUUUGCAUGUGGUGGACAUUUGCGUUUGAGCUGGAAAUCGGGUGCUUGUUAUUAUUGCUCUUGUGUUUUAUGAUAUCCCU